AUGUCGAAAAUUAUACUGAUAUCCAGUCAAAAUGAAGAAGUCCAAAUAAGUCGUGAAGCAGCGCUAAUAUCAUCGACUUUAAAAGCAAUGUUAGAAAACCCUUUCGAAAAAGAGAACCCUCAUAUUGAGCUUCAUAACAUGGAUACACAAGUUCUUAAAAAAGUCGUCGAGUAUUUGGAAUACCACCUAGAGUAUCAAGAGGUUGACGAAAGUCGAGAGGACAUAUCUGACUUUGAAAUUCCAACGGAAAUGGCGUUGGAACUACUGCUUGCUGCCGAUUAUUUAAACGUAUAG
Zygotorulaspora mrakii is the source of this 294-nucleotide messenger RNA. RefSeq names its product elongin C (gene ELC1). The record is from RefSeq and is a predicted model, not a curated record. Gene Ontology annotation, biological process: ubiquitin-dependent protein catabolic process. Lineage: Eukaryota; Fungi; Ascomycota; Saccharomycetes; Saccharomycetales; Saccharomycetaceae. The transcript has a single exon. Gene Ontology annotation, molecular function: protein-macromolecule adaptor activity. Bases 1 to 294 code for a protein of 97 amino acids. Gene Ontology annotation, cellular component: elongin complex.